GUCGGAUGUUGUGGAGAAGAGGAUGGCGGCGUCUUCGAUGGCCGCGGCGUCUUCGUUGGCGGCGGCGAUGCCGGCGGCGGAAACAAGAAUCGGCUGUUGAGAGUGUAGAUCUGCUUCUUCUUCUUCUUCUUCCUGUAUUUGGGAUUUUUUUUUUUUUGAUUGAAGAUUUGGGAAUUGGGAUGAAUCUGGACAUAUUUUGGGGAAGGUAAAGUGGGUUUCGGUUGGCCCGGUUAGUCGGAUAACCGCGGUUAAUCACCGUCGGUUACUCGGUCAACCGAUCCCUUCCUUUUCCCAUCCGACCACCGACCGUCAAGGUAACCGGUCGGUUUUCGGUUAGCUGGUAACCGGCGGUUUUCGGUUAAAACCGGCGGUUACCCGCUAACCGCAAACCGAAAUGCCAGCCCUAUUUCUACCACAACUCCCGCGCUCGGCGCUCUUCUCCGGCGGACCCAAAUUCUCAUUUCCCGGCCUACUUGCGGCUUCUCCGACUACCGAAUGUCUCCCCGAACGAAAGUCAUGCGAGGCCAAUAUUGGAUCAACGCCCUCCUUCUCGACGAAAUCAUCCUCGAGAUAUUCCGCCACCUCGAUUCCAAGCACACCCGCGACGCCUGCUCCCUCGUCUGCAAGCGGUGGCUCUCCUUAGAGCGCCUCGGCCGGACUACUCUCCGGAUUGGCGUUUCGGGUAACCCCGAAUUCUUCAUCCACUUACACUCCACCCGUUUCCCCAAUAUCAAAACCAUCCACAUCGACGAGCGCCUCUCCAUUCCUCUUCCCUCCCAGCUUGGGCGGAAGAGAAGAAAAUGCACCAAUGAAUCCCCAGCCGGAUCAUCUGAUCUCAAGCUGCACGGCGUGUUUCAAGAGGACAUGUCUGAAGCCGAACAGUUUGAUUCCUGCAGUUUUUCUGACCUUGGAUUGAUUACAAUCGGUGAUCAAUUCCCAGCUCUUGAACGUUUGAGCUUAUUCUGGUGCUCCAAUGUUUCAAGUCUGGGUUUAGUCUCUCUUUCCCAUAAAUGCUCGCUCUUGAAAUCUCUGGAUUUGCAGGGUUGCUAUGUUGGCGAUGGGGGCCUGGCUGCUAUUGGUAGGUGCUCUAAGCAAUUACAAGAACUAAAUUUGCGCUUUUGUGAAGGGUUGAGUGACGUGGGUCUGGUCGAGCUAGCUGAAGGCUGCUCGAACUCGCUCAAGAGUCUUGGGGUUGCAGCUUGUGCAAAGAUAACAGAUAAAUCGUUGGUAGCAGUGGGUUCCCACUGCAAAUCCCUGGAAACACUGUCAGUGGAUUCUGAAUUCAUUUACAAUGAUGGGGUUCUUGCCAUUGCCGAAGGAUGCCCUCUUCUGAAAGUCCUGAAGCUGCAAUGCAUUAAUGUUACUGAUGAUGCUCUUAUAGCUGUAGGAAAGUAUUGUUCUUCACUGGAGGCGUUGGCUUUGUACAAGCGAUUUACGGACAGAGGUUUGUGUGCUAUUGGAGCUGGAUGUGAGAUGUUGAAAAAUCUUACUCUUCGCGACUGCUACUUCCUCAGUGACCAGGGUUUAGGAUCGAUUGCCACGGGUUGUAAAGAACUCACACAUCUUGAAAUUAAUGGGUGUCUCAAUAUUGGAACCAUGGGAUUGGAAGCCAUUGGACGAUCAUGCACGCGUCUCACUGAGUUGGCUUUGUCAUACUGCCAACGGAUCGGUGCUAAUGCUCUUCAUGAAAUUGGAAAGGGCUGUAAGUUCUUGGAGGUCCUUCACUUGGUACAUUGUUCUAGCAUUGGAGAUGAUGCCAUUUGUAGCCUAGCUAUGGGAUGCACAAAUUUGAGGAAACUUCAUAUUCAUCGGUGUUAUGAGGUUGGGAACAGAGGUAUUAUGGCCAUUGGUGAGAACUGCAAAUCACUUGCGGAUCUUAGCCUUAAAUUUUGUGAAAGGGUGGGAGAUGAGGCCCUUGUUUCCAUUGCCCAGUGUCACUCCCUCCAAACCCUAAACGUCAGUGGCUGCCAUCAAAUAGGCGAUGCUGGAAUCAUAGCGAUCGCAAGAGGCUGUCCUGAUCUCAGCCACCUCGACGUGAGCAUGCUUCAGAAUCUAGGUGACAUGGCGCUUGCCGAGCUAGGAGAGGGCUGUCCAGCUCUGAAAGAGAUAGUAAUCUCACAGUGUCGUCAGGUAACCGACGUCGGCCUCUCCCACCUCGUCAGACACUGCGCCAUGCUGGAAUCCUGCCACGCGGUUUACUGCCCUGGGGUAACCGCCGCGGGGAUCGCCACGUUGGUCUCCCAUUGCCCAAACAUGACGAAGGUACUGGUGGAGAAGUGGAAGGUGAGCGAGACGACCAAGCGCAGAACCGGCUCUGUCAUCUCCUACCUAUGUAUCGAUCUGUAGUAGAAUGUACGGGGGAACAGAGUCUUGUAUAGCCAGGUAGUCAGGGUGUUGAAAGUGUGUAUAUUUUGUUGAAAACUCAGUCCCGGUUACUCUUAAUGGUGAUCCAAUCUUGCGGUAGUUGGUGUUUUGCAUUUAAUCGGGCGACCCAAUUGGCUCCAACAUUGAAAGCGUGUAUAUGAGGGGAAACAUUUUUACUUGGCUCUAUGAAGGUUUUUUUUAGUGUAUUA
Messenger RNA from Linum tenue, 2573 nucleotides. The record is from the annotation of a GenBank genome assembly. NCBI's taxonomy places the organism in Eukaryota, Viridiplantae, Streptophyta, Magnoliopsida, Malpighiales, Linaceae.